UUAAACUUCAAACAAAGUUAAUGACGUUCGACUUCGGACAGGAAAAAAUAAAGGAAGUGCUUUUGUAUACAAAACAAAAAGGGGAAUUCUCGUUGUCAAAUUGUGCGAGAUAGUGAAGGUAAUAAAAGAAGCCACAAUUAAAUAUACAAAGAUUUAGGAAAGAGUCACGAUUUACCAGCAAUGCAUUUGCAAUUUAUCAUGUUUUGACGAAUUUGAUCGGUAUUUGGUUUCAAAUACGCAAUGCCACAAUGAUUAUUAUUCGGUAUGAAUUUCACUAAGAAAGAAACGCUCUCCAUCACGUCUUCACAUGAUUCCGAAGAGUCUGUCAAACGAGUUAGCUAUAGGCCCUCAGCCAACAAGCGAAUUUCUGCCUUAAACGUGCACGAAGAUCGCAUUCUUCGUCGUAAGAUAAGCGCCUAUCACGAGAUUCACAAAAAGGAGAUCGCCGAGGUUUCUAGAAAACUUGUUGAAAUCAGGGAUUCGAUGAAAGAACUAGCGACGGAUCCAUUAUAUGGAAACCAUUCUUUGCAGAAUGUAGAAGGAUCUGGAGAUGGUAACUCUAUUAGAACUCCUGUUACAAACGAGCAAAAGUUAAAACUUGGUCGUUCGCAAAGCUUUCCCGAUCUAGGGGAUCGAUCAACCACAAGCACUAAAACAAACAAAUCCUUAUUCCCCAUCCUCAAACAUGGACAUCAUGUCGUUCAGAGCAUUGGAAACUCGGGUAAAAGAGCACCAAUCCAUCGUGGAGAGUUAAAACCGAGGGUGAAAUCCACUGGCUUGCCACGAAGUGCUCAAAUAACCAAGUGGCAGCUUACGGAGCAUAAAAAGCUGGAAAGGUCUAAAACAGCACCUGUUACAAAGCUCCAGCCACUUUUGAUCACCACGCCAGAGAUGAUGCGAAAAAAAAUUAACAUUUCUACUUUCAGUCGACCGAUAAAAAUAGAUGAGGUCUCGUGCAGAAGACGUAUUUCACCGUGUUUAGUGGAAACGGAACCGAAAACAACCCCAAUGCAUUCCCCACGUGAUUCAGAAACCUAUGUUCAUCGACCCAAGUCGACAUCUGAUACCCAGGUAUUACCUUCACACAGCUUCUCGAACGAUUCAAAGAGGCAGUUCAAUUUUGCCAGCGAGAAAAUGCUUACCAAAAGAGAAGCAAAUGCAAGUCACAGAGGUCAUUCCUUCUCUAGUGAAAAAAAUGGUUACGAACAAGAAUCGCCCGUGGCAGCACCUCGAAGUAUUUCCAAAAUUCUCAAAACUAUAAAUUGGAAGUGAACGAUGCUACUCCAGAGAGCAAUGAAAAGGGUAUCGAUGAUUUAAAAUAUUGUCGAUACUUAUGAAUUUGUACGGAAAACUAAGAAAGUAAUCGAAUUUGGCGGAACAGAAGACUUAGAAAUGGAGCGAAUCCAAAUUUACAACCGGAUAUGACACAAUGAUAGCUCAACAUGACUGUGGUACUAAGAUGGGAAACCAUUUUAUUUCUGUUGCCUGGAAACGAAAGAAUAACUCUUCAACAUCCUCGCUGUUUUGAUUUGAUAUAUUCAGAUGAUGAUUCACUAAUGUGAAAGCAAGCUUAACUUAUUUAUCGAAACAAAUAAAACUGAAACAGUUGCUGAGCUAACUUUUAGUCAAAGAAUGAGGCAUAACACACUCAAAUCUUACAGAGACUUCAAACGUCGAAUGGAACGGAAGAACCUCAAUGAUUUCCUAUUAAAUUUUUGGCAUAAGCUUCAUUAUAUAUUAUGAACGUGAAACUGGUGUAAUCGUGUAGCAAAUAUAACAAUGGCAAUCGCCUCAAAAUCUUUGAAAUGGCUGUUGACCAAACAUGUAAGAAUUUAAAUCAUUCCUUAGAUUUUCCCCUAGAAUUUCAAAGUAUAAAAUAAUGACUAUAAUUUUUGACUGAAGUUCAUAGUAAUAAUUUUUGGAAAUUAAUGAGGUAACGAAUAUCAUUCAUUUUGCAGUUAGCAAUAUUUCAUCGCAUUUCCUUUUUCUAUUGCAAAACAGAAAAUAUAUAGCAUAAAGAUUUGUCCGUCGAUUGAAUUACAAAGAAAGAAGAAGAACAAUUACUGCACUUCUCUCGUACACAUUAUCUCUAUGAUAACUAAAAGACAAUUCAUGAAAGGAUAAAAAGCAAAAGCGAUAAAUAUGGUGCAAACUUUAUUGUUUCAACCAUUUUACUGAUCUUUUUUCUUUGCGUCCUAUACGUGUAGUUUAAAUUUAUACUUUUGUU
Stylophora pistillata is the source of this 2227-nucleotide messenger RNA. RefSeq lists its product as uncharacterized. The record is from RefSeq and is a predicted model, not a curated record. NCBI's taxonomy places the organism in Eukaryota, Metazoa, Cnidaria, Anthozoa, Scleractinia, Pocilloporidae.